CAGUUAUUUAUUUUAAUUCGAUCUUUUCUUUGUACGCACCUAAGUCAAUCCGUAUUAGUAAUUAUUUAAGUUAUUUUAAAUUUGUAUACAAUGAAAUUGACGGCUAUUAUCAUGUUCCUUAUUCCUGUGGUGGUAGCUAGACAUAAUCAUAGAACACUUCUUGAAACCAUAUUGAAAUCUAAUGAAAACGUGUAUUUUAAAGUAGAUGAUGAUGUUCAAAAUAUAAUGAACAAUCUCUUCGACUCACUGAACUUAGCGCCGGACUUCCCAUUGAGAUCGAGGAUCAAGUUGUUGUUAACAAUGCAUUAUGAUCUGAAAAGUAUUGCAGCGAAAAAUUUCGAAGUCCAUGAUAAAAUGCUAGAUGCUGUGGAAGUUAGUAUAGACAAUAACACCACGACUGGCAUAGCAUUAUUUAACAUUAUUGGAGAUAUAUUGGAUAACAAGCCCUACAAUCUGUCUAGUACUUUGUAUGGGAAGUAUGUACCACGCAAACGUACUAAACACAAAAAGGUAUCACAUGUUCCACGUGCUGUGACCACCACUACAGAGACAAUUUUGGAAACCGUCACCACACCUCAGCCUGUAUUCAGUGACAGCAAAGAAUUCAUGGAAUUCAUUCAAGAUUUUAUAAAGAAAAUAGAUCAGCUCAGUGAAAAUGAUUUCUCUAAACCUCCACCAGUUGCAGUACCAACAGAAGCAGAUGAUGACGACAAUCUUGAGUACUGGGAACCACCACCAGUCCUAGAAUUAGAUUUCGUCAACGAUACUGACAGCCGGAGGAUAUUUAAAGGCAAACGGAGUAAAAUAAGGAGUUACCCGUUCAUCGUGAGCAUCCACCUGAUGGGCACGUUUGCUUGCGCAGGCUCCAUCCUCACCAAGGACCUGGUCAUUAGUGCGGCGUCCUGCUUACAAUUACUUCACAAUAACAGAUUUUACAGAGAGAACCCAAGUGCUCUUUCUAUUCGCAUCGGCAGUGAUUACUUCGCUAGAGGAGGCGAGGUCAUAGGCAUUGUGGAGACUUACUUUCACCCUUCUUAUGACCCUAAGACCUUGGCUAACAAUCUAGUACUAUUACGGUUGUAUAAACAUAUAAAAUUCUUGAGAAGAGAGAAGAAAGUGAAGAGGAUACGGUUCGACAGGACGCCAGCAAAUUUAGCUACGAACACGGAGGAUAUUAUAGUCAUUGGAUGGGGUGCUAGGAAGAAAAGCAACGUGAUAGAUCAAUUUGAAAGGAUGUUGGUGGCGAAGCUGGAUAUCUACCAAGUGAACGAAUGCGCUGAGAUUUACUCCCCCACAUUCGUGACGGACAAGCACUUUUGCGCUGGAUUCAUAUCGGCAGGCGGAGGCGCUUGCAAUAAAGACGUUGGUGGUCCCGGAGUUGUGGGGGGCACACUCAUCGGUGUUAUAAGCUUCGGUGCACCUAUAUGCGGGGCCGUAGACUCUCCUACCGUCUUCACAAAACUUGGUUACUACAGAAAAUGGAUCGACAGCGUUAUUAAGACGAGGUCUGGUAUAAAAGCAAUAGGAGCACGAACUACACAUCGGCCUCUCACUCAUGUAACGUGGCCGACGUUCAUCAUUACAACCGACCCAAAGAUAGUUCCAAUAACGCAAACAAACGCACAGGAAAAAAACUUUAAAGCAAAGAAAGUAUUUGCCCUCAAGCAUGGUAAACACAAACCGAUACUGACUGACAUAGAUUCCUUGCCAGACGUUAUGUACGAGGAUCUGCCCGAAGAAGACGUUGCUGAUAUGUUUACUACCACUACAAAGAGACUGAAUCCCAUGCAACAUCCGUUGGUGAACAAGAGUUUCUUCCCUCUGCCCGGGCUUCAUAUUCCGAAAGAGACAUCGGAGUAUGUAACGAUUACCUUGUCGAGUUCAAACACAUUGCCGCCGCACUUGACGGAGCCGCAGCAUGAACCCACUGAAACCGUCACGGAACGGACGGCGAGUGAUACAAUUGGUUCCUUCACUGACUUCUUCUUAAACUCUUAUGAGCGGACUACAGAACCAAGUUCUUACGAGCGACGAUCAUCUCGCAAGGAUCGAGGUCCAGAGUCAUAUCUAGAUAAUAACUUGCGUGACAAACACAGCAGCCAGUCUCCUCGACCACAUUUCCGUGGGGAAGCUGAUUACAUUAAUGAUAAUUAUUUAGUGGAACCUGAUUUACCGAAAUACGCUUAAAAAUGUAAUGUGUUUUAUUUGGAGAUAAUAACUUUAAUCUUAAGCUGAUCUUGGCUGUAUAGUCACUCACUUAUCUUAUAAUUAGUUUCGCCUAUUUGUAAUUUGUCAGGCAUUGCUAAUUAAACCAAUAAUUCCAAUAUUGUUUUAACUUUCUUUCGUUUCUUUAUUGUAACUGCUUCGGUGAUAUUAAUAAUGUGGUACAUAACUCAGUCAAAAUUAUUCCUAGGUACGUUCGUUGAUGGAUAU
Molecule: messenger RNA, 2433 nt
Organism: Spodoptera litura
Lineage: Eukaryota; Metazoa; Arthropoda; Insecta; Lepidoptera; Noctuidae
Biological process (GO): proteolysis
Molecular function (GO): serine-type endopeptidase activity
Source: RefSeq, a predicted model, not a curated record